AUGAGAAUAAAAAGCGUCAGCGGUGGCCGCCGGCGUAGCAUUACGCCUUCCGUGACUCCCUCCGCCUCUCCCAUUCCUCUUCUCUCCACCGCCCAGGACGACCACAAUGCAACCGUCUACGACAGCGAUAGCACCGGCGAUCACACACCACUUCCCGAUUUCGUUCCCGAUUCCGAACCACCAGAUUCCUUAGACGAUGACAUUUGCAUUAUCUGUAACCAAGCCGGGGGAGCAUUGCUAGUUUGUACCCAAACCGAUUGCCCCGUUAUAGUCCACGUCACAUGCAUCGGUUCCGAACCUAAGUUCGAUGAUUCUAGAAACUUCUUCUGUCCGUAUUGCUCCUACAAGCGAGCGUUGAAGAGAACUAGAGAAUUUAGAGAAAAAACGAUUUUAGCGAAGAAAGCUCUUUCGAGCUUUUUGGAAAAAAGCCAAACAGUGCGUAAGGAUGAUGAUGAUCACAUUGCCGAACCAGAACCGGUUCAGGAUCGUCCGCGCCGGGAUGAACCGAAUGAUUCUGAUUCUGAGGAUUCUGAGGAAAGAAAAGAACUAAAUAGUAAUGAAAAUGAUAAAGAUAAAGGAAAGGUUUCUGUUUCAGGUAGUUCAGUCAGUGAAGCUAAAGAUUCUGACUCGAAUUCUGUCUCCGUGAAUAAAGGUAAUGCCAAUGUCAAUGCCAGAGGCAAACGCAAGGUUGCUUAUGUGAAAAAAUCAUUGUUACCGGUACCAAAAACUGGUGGUGGUGGUGGUGGUGGUGGUGAUGAUGAGGAGGAGGAAGUUACCAGCUCUAGAACUUUAAGUGUACAAAAGCAAGUGACGAACCAGAAUUUGCUGACUGGAAAGCGUAGGAGAUUGCUCUGGACAAAUGAAGAAGAGAAAGUUCUCAAGGAAGGAGUGUUGAAGUACUCAACUGAAAAGCAGAAUAUCCCUUGGAGGAAAAUUUUAGAAUUUGGUUGCCGUGUCUUUGAUAAGACUCGGACUCCUGUUGAUCUCAAGGAUAAAUGGAAGAACAUUAUCUCCAAGGAAGGAUACACGUAG
Molecule: messenger RNA, 1032 nt
Organism: Vicia faba (fava bean)
Lineage: Eukaryota; Viridiplantae; Streptophyta; Magnoliopsida; Fabales; Fabaceae
Source: the annotation of a GenBank genome assembly